This is a messenger RNA of Scheffersomyces amazonensis, 612 nucleotides long. RefSeq names its product flavoprotein-like protein. NCBI's taxonomy places the organism in Eukaryota, Fungi, Ascomycota, Pichiomycetes, Serinales, Debaryomycetaceae. Gene Ontology annotation, molecular function: FMN binding; NAD(P)H dehydrogenase (quinone) activity. The record is from RefSeq and is a predicted model, not a curated record. The transcript has a single exon. Gene Ontology annotation, cellular component: membrane. Bases 1 to 612 code for a protein of 203 amino acids.
AUGGCUCCUGCUCCAAGAACUGCUAUUAUCGUUUACUCUUUAUACCAUCAUAUUGCAACUUUAGCAAGAGAAGCUAAACUUGGUGUUGAAAGUGCUGGUGGUGUUGCCAACAUUUUCCAAGUCCCAGAAACUUUAAAUGAUGAUAUCUUGAAGAUUUUACAUGCUCCAGAAAAGCCAGAUUUUCCAAUUGCUACAUUAGAUACUUUAAGAGAAUAUGAUGCUUUCUUAUUCGGAAUCCCAACUAGAUAUGGUAACAUGCCAACUCAAUGGAAAUCUUUCUGGGACAGUACUGGUUCUUUAUGGGCUAAUGGUGAAUUAAAGGGUAAAUCUGCUGGUGUUUUCGUCUCCACUGGUUCUCCAGGUGGUGGUCAAGAAUCUACUGUUAUGAAUACAUUAUCUACAUUGACCCAUCACGGUAUUUCAUUUGUCCCAUUAGGUUUCGCUAACCCAGCUCAAGGUUCAUUUGACAAUGGUAUCCAAGGUGGUUCUCUUUGGGGUGCUGGUACAUUUGCUGGUCACGAUGGUUCUAGACAAGUUACCGAUAUUGAAAAAUCUAUUGCCAAGACUCAAGGUCAUGAUUUCUUCAAGACUCUUACCAAAUAUAGUAAUUAA